UUAUUUGCAAGUUUAGACCUUAAAUUAACCUUGCUACGGCCAAAAACAGGAAAACGUUUAGUAUUCUCCAACACUGUUGAUAAUAAGAUUAAGUUCACAUUGUUUGGUUUGGUUAUUACAGUGUACUUAGGAUUUUAAUCUUAUCUCCAUUUAAUAAAAGUGCAGAACAAUAACAGAUCCACUUGGUGUCUCGUUCUGUGUGCGUAUUUUUCCAAUUUUACAACAAAGUGUUUUUAUCUAUUAUUAGUACCGCGUAUUACGAGUGCAAUGGCCAACAAAUCACUUGGGCCUCCUGAGACCCGUAUAGUUGCAAGUUCAUCUCUGGAAUCGGCUGACUACGAUUCAAUUAUUUUGAUAUACACACCUGGCCAAACAUUGCCGUCCGCAAUUUCUGGAGUAGUGACCGAUGCCUUGUCUCUAGAUCCAGGAUUAGAAACAGAAUUGGCUGUUCUGUCCACUAAGCUACCUUCAAAGAAGCUGAUUUAUUCUCCAACAGGCCCGAUUGAUCCAGAUUAUGAAGAUGUUCGUAUUUAUGAAGAAGCGGCAGAAAAAGCAAUAAAAAGAGCUUUAAAAUCGGGUAGUAAGAAACCCUUGGUGUUCCUUCCACCAGAUUCAAACUUUUCAAAAAGCCAAUUAGUGACCUUAUUAGGCAUCUUGAAAAUCAUAUAUACACCCAUACAAGUUCGUGAACACGACCCUUCAAAAACAAAUAAACUGGAACAUGUAGGAGUUUGGACUGGAGAUGAAAAAACUCUUCCAAGCUUGAUCGAAACGGCGCUAACUCUAGAAAAUGGCCGUCGCGUUGCACGUGACAUCGGACAAGCAGAUCCAGAGAGAAUGGCCCCACCUCGUAUCGAAGAAUACGUUAGGAAUAUUUUCGCCAAUACGCCAAUAAAAGUGGACGUAGUGGAUGAUAUAACGAAAAUUUCCAAAGAAUAUCCGUUAUUCGAGGCAGUAAACAGAGCCGCUAGUUGCCAGGAAAGACACAGAGGGCGUCUGAUAUUCCUGGAAUACAAUCCACCGGAGUCUGUUAAACAGACCUUGUUCUUGGUAGGAAAAGGUGUUACCUACGACACUGGCGGCGCUGAUGUUAAAAUUGGCGGGGGCAUGAGAGGCAUGUCAAGAGAUAAAUGUGGUGCGGCUGCAGUUCUAGGCUUUAUGCACCUCGUCCAAAAUUUUGCUCCUAAAAACCUUAGGGUCGUAGCAGGAGUAGGAAUAGUAAGAAAUAGCAUCGGUUCUAAUAGCUAUGUAGCUGAUGAAGUGAUUACAGCUAGAUCGGGUGCUAGAGUACGUGUUGUCAACACAGAUGCCGAGGGGCGAAUGAUAAUGGCAGAUAUUCUUUGCAGGUUCAAAGAAGAGGCCUUAAAUGCAGUUAAUCCCCACCUGUUUACUAUUGCUACGUUGACAGGUCAUGCCUGUUUGACGGUAGGCGACGGUUACUCCAUAGUCAUUGAUAAUGGUCCUGCGUACAAAUCUGGCUACUCCAGGAAACUACAAGAACAAUCUGAGGAAAUAGGCGACCCCUUCGAAAUAUCUACUUUGAGGAAAGAGGACAUUGCUGGACAUAGAGGAGUUGCAGAGGGCGAUGACGUACUUCAAGGACUACCUAAGCCUUCUUCACAAUCGAUGAGAGGACACCAAGGUCCCGCAGCGUUCUUGCUGUUGGCCUCUGGACUGGAUAAAUAUGGAUCUGGUUCUCCCAGUCCACUGAAAUACAGCCAUUUGGAUAUUGCAGCAUCGUCUGGAGACCUUCCCCGUCCUGCUACAGGAUCACCUAUUUUAGCUCUGGCAAAAACUUACCUCCUAUAAAAACGGUAUCAGUUCGCACUGUACUUUUUUAUAAUAAGCAUUUUAUUAACAGUUUAUACGCUUUGUUUUGAUUUAAACUUUGCAGUCUUCUUAUAUCUUAUGGUUAUUUUUUGUUUUGUAUUUAAAUUGUAUUUUUCUUGGGAGAAAUAAAAUAUUUUUAUAAAGGCUA
Molecule: messenger RNA, 1978 nt
Organism: Sitophilus oryzae (rice weevil)
Lineage: Eukaryota; Metazoa; Arthropoda; Insecta; Coleoptera; Curculionidae
Product: putative aminopeptidase W07G4.4
Exons: 10
Coding region: 268-1809 (513 amino acids)
Biological process (GO): proteolysis
Cellular component (GO): cytoplasm
Molecular function (GO): manganese ion binding; metalloaminopeptidase activity
Source: RefSeq, a predicted model, not a curated record